Messenger RNA from Pundamilia nyererei, 3391 nucleotides. RefSeq names its product Wolfram syndrome 1a (wolframin) (gene wfs1a). Gene Ontology annotation, biological process: endoplasmic reticulum unfolded protein response; calcium ion homeostasis. Gene Ontology annotation, molecular function: protein binding. The transcript is spliced from 12 exons. Gene Ontology annotation, cellular component: endoplasmic reticulum membrane; endoplasmic reticulum. NCBI's taxonomy places the organism in Eukaryota, Metazoa, Chordata, Actinopteri, Cichliformes, Cichlidae. The record is from RefSeq and is a predicted model, not a curated record. Bases 192 to 3380 code for a protein of 1062 amino acids.
GGCGGGCCACAAAGUUGUGGCGUCGUUUAUAGCCCAGAGUUUGACGGCAGCGAGCAAGUGUGCGUCUCUGGUUACUCGGGGCUGUUUGGUGAGGAUUAAUCUGGAACAUGGAAUACACACUCAACAUUCAAAUCCAGGAGGGUGAUUGUCUUGAAUCCUAAAGAAAUCUGCUCAUUUAGUAAACAGGAGAGAUGGAGAAGGAUUUGUCAUCAACACCAACUAGUGUCAACGUCCAGGGGUCGAGCCCUGUCCUGGAUAUGCCCUCUUGUCCAUCCCCCAUGCAAAUUCCUCUUUCACCCAUCUCCAGUAACCUCUCUGCUUCUCCCACUCAGCAUGAAAAAUCACCAACCUCUCUGGAACCCAGAAAAUUACCCAGUUCUUCGCCACCAUCUACACAUACUACUGCUAAACAGAUGGAUCCCCCCCUUUCCUUAGCCAAGUCAAAGCCCUUAUCUCCUGCUGUGUCUCCUAGCUCUACAUGUAAGACCGUUUCUACUAAUCCCUCCCUUAGUGCUCCGAUCAGAACACCCCUACCAGCUUCUCUCACCCUUGCUGACCCUCAAACUUCCACAAUUUCACUCACUUCCGACCUCACAUCUGCCUCCUCAACAGCUACUUCCACCACGGCUUCCACAUCUUCAUCCAUGGCCUCCGCAAAACGCACUUUUGCUUCCAUGGCCAAACGGGUAAUCAUACAGGAAAGACUUAGAAAAGCUGAGGAAGAGGAUACCUUUGAUGAAGAGGAUGAUGAAGAACCAGAGGAAGACGUGUCUGUGGAGCAGCUUGAGGAGAAGGCCAUAGGCGGUGAUGCCAGAGCUCAGGCCCGUCUUGGUCAGCACUACUUGGGUCUUGCUAAAGAGAAGGAUACUGAAACAAAUAAUCUGCUGGCUGUCAACUGGCUUGUUAAAGCAGCAAAACAGGGAAGAAGGGGUGCAGCAAAAGCCCUGCAGCGCUGCUGGAUCCAGAAAAAAGGAAUCACUCCAGAGAAUGAGGCCGAUGUCCGCAGGUUGUCGACAGAGAGUAAGUUUGAGCUGGCAGUACGCAAAGCAGCCAUGCUGAUGUACUGGAAGCUAAACCCAGACAGGAAGAAGAAGGUGACUGUAUCUGAGAUGCUGGAAAAUGUCAACCAGGUGAAUGCAGUUCCAGGUGGCACUGCAAGCAGCAAGGUUCCUGUCCCAACUUCGAAUCAAGCCCAGAAAGUGUUGGGGAGCAUGGUCAGCAAAGAAUCCAGUCAGAUGGUGGACCUGGAUGAGUUUGUUGAGAUGACUAAGAACUAUGCACAGGGUAUUGCCCCGGCUACUCCCAAGAAUGGCAGCCAAGUCUCAGCCACAACUGAAAGCCCUGCACUUCAUGACAGUCGUACAGGGCACAAGGCUGAGUCAGUCUCAUCAGGAUGCAAGAAGUCAAACAAGAGUGCCUGGAGUUUUGGCCGAAGUGGGAUGAUGCUGCACACCAGUGAGACCGGAGCCUUUAGAAGGGCCAUGGACAUGAAGUCACAAUUAAUAAUGCUGCAGUACCCACUGCAUGCAGUUGUUGAGAUAAAGGAGCAUCUUGUUGAUUGGGCAUCACGGGCCGGUGUCCAGUGGCUGAGCACAAUCAUUCCAACACAACACGUCAACGCUCUCAUUUUCUUCUUCAUCAUCAGCAACUUGACGGUGGAUCUGUUUGCUUUUGUUAUCCCUCUGCUUGUCUUCUACCUCUCCUUCAUCGCCAUGAUCAUUUGCACGCUGCGUAUUUUCCAGAGGACAAAGACCUGGGAGAACUUUAGUGCCCUGACAUCUCUGCUGACACGGUUUGAACCUGGCCUUGAUGUGGAGCAAGCAGAGACAAACUUUGGCUGGAACAACCUUGAACCGUACCUCUAUUUUAUCUUCUCCGUCUUCUUUGUAAUUUUCUCCUUCCCUGUAGCAGACAAGAAUUGGAUCCCCUGUUCUGAGCUCUCGACUGUGGCCAUCUUCUUUACUGCUGUCAGCUACCACAGCCUCAGCCCAAAUGCCACAGCAUAUGCACGCCGGGCAAUGGUUAUAGAGAUGGCAUCAUCUCUCUGUUGCCUGACGCAGUUCUUGCCACAGAACAUGACGGCGCUUCAUUUACUGGGACGCACCUUCGCCACUCUGCCACUGGGGGAGUCUGUGGUGCUGAAGCUCAGUCUCCCCUGCUUGCUUUAUGUUUACCUGUUCUAUCUGUUCUUCAGCAUGGCGAGGUUGCGUGGUUUCCGGGGAACUUACUGCUUCCUGGUUCCGUAUCUUGUGUGCUUCAUGUGGUGCGAGUUCUCAGUGGUCCUCCUCCAGAAUUCCACUGUUGUGGGUCUAAUCCGCACUUGUGUGGCUUACUUUCUCUUCCUGUUUGCCUUGCCUGUUCUGGCAUUUGGUCUCGCCACCAUGCUCUUCAUCCAAGUGUUUAAGUGGUUCCUCGAGCUAGAACUGACAAAGAUGAUUGUGACUCUGGUAAUAUGUGCGAUCCCUGUCACCUUGCGGCUGUGGACGCGGUUCAGCACGUCCAUUCUGGAUGUCUUUCGCUCACUGACUCAUCGGGGUCCAGUCAAACUCAUUUUACUCUGCAUCUCCAUGGUCCUUCUAUUCUUCUCUGUCUAUGUGUACCAUGCAGAAGGUGAGAAGGUGUACAACUCCACCCUUACUUGGAGUCAGUAUGGCCAGGUUUGUGGGCCUCCUGCUUGGGAAACCAAAGGCAUAGCCCAGACACAAAUCUUCUGUAGCCACCUGAAUGGACACAGAGUCACCUGGACUGGGCGCUUCAAGCAAGUCCGUGUGGCUGAAACGGAGAAUGGGGCACAGUCUGUGAUCAACAUGUUGCCGGUGUUUGUGGGAGAUUGGCUGCGCUGCUUGUACGGUGAGACCUAUCCCAAAUGUGAGCCAAAGAAUGCCGCAGUUGCAAAUCUGACAGCUGCAGAUUUGACAGCCAGUUCUGCAUCAGGGCCUGUUUCACUGCCAAUCCUCCUUCUAUCGCAAGAUGAGGAAGAACUGUGUCAGCUCAAGGCUCUGGCUAAACAUACCUGCCAUGUCAAGCGUUUCGACAGCUACCGCUUUGAAGUGACAGUGGGAAUGAUCCAGGAUGAACGUGGAGAGAGAGAGGACCCAGCCAGAGAUAUAGUCCUAAUGGCGAGUCAUGAGUUCAGACAGGUGCUUCUAAAUCUGAGCCCUGGUAAUAAGGUGGAGUUUAGCACCAAACUGGAGGGACGUCUAGGAGCCAGAGCUCCAGCCUUUGAGUUGAAAGCUAUCCACUGUCUUGACUGUCCUUCUUCAGUGCUCACUGGAGGCAGGCAGGUGAAAAUAGAGAGAAACUGGAGACGUACCACAAUGAAAGCCCUGAAGUUUGCAUUUGAUUUUUUCUUUUCCCCAUUUUUGUCAGCAAAAAUUUAAAACUAGUAAUU